Fragaria vesca subsp. vesca is the source of this 2485-nucleotide messenger RNA. RefSeq lists its product as uncharacterized. Gene Ontology annotation, biological process: cell wall pectin biosynthetic process. Bases 225 to 2114 code for a protein of 629 amino acids. NCBI's taxonomy places the organism in Eukaryota, Viridiplantae, Streptophyta, Magnoliopsida, Rosales, Rosaceae. Gene Ontology annotation, cellular component: Golgi apparatus. The transcript is spliced from 13 exons. Gene Ontology annotation, molecular function: arabinosyltransferase activity. The record is from RefSeq and is a predicted model, not a curated record.
ACCUUGUAGUGAUCUGCAUAUGCUGAGAAAACAAUUAAACAAGUGAGAAGUAAACCCUCCUCAGAUUCAGAUUUAUCAAUUGCCCUUUCAAUCAAUUCUACAGGGUUUUCUUUCUUGCUUCUUCUUCUUCUUCCUUCCCAACAACAAAGAAAGUAACAAAACCCAAUGAUGCUGAUCAACCUGGGCAUGCUAAUCACAUAAACUCUUCACCCAGAAAAAAAACAAUGGGGUGGAGAAAUGCGUUCGAUAACUCGAAGCCACUGUUCGUGGCUGUAUACGCCACCGUCAUAGUUGGGAUUAUCUUCUCGUCUUUAUAUGUCAUUUCCGCCAUUUACUCCGGCAAGGCUGCCACAUUCUCCGCCACCUCCUUUCAGAACAAUGUUGGUUCUUCCCCUUCAGAGCAAGCACUCAAUGUCUCACAAUCGGCAGUUGUUCAAGGGGUGCCCUCACCUAAUCUAGAGAGUCGAAAUGUGUCGACCAAGCCUAUUUGGGAAGCUCCCAACACAAAGAAAAUGCCAGAGUUGGAGACGUUUAGAUUGACCAAAGAACUGGUUCAGCAAAGAGUGAAGGAUAAUGUAGUUAUUGUGACCUUUGGUAACUAUGCAUUUAUGGAUUUUAUCCUGACAUGGGUGAAACACUUGACUGAUCUGGGGAUUUCUAACCUUCUCGUCGGUGCAAUGGACACCAAACUGUUGGAGGCUUUGUAUUGGAAAGGUGUUCCAGUAUUUGAUAUGGGCAGCCAUAUGAGCACAAUAGAUGUUGGAUGGGGAUCGCCGACAUUCCACAAGAUGGGAAGAGAAAAAGUUAUACUGAUAGACUCAAUCCUUCUGUAUGGUUUUGAGCUCUUGAUGUGUGAUACAGACAUGGUUUGGUUGAAGAACCCUCUUCCAUUUCUUGCCCGCUAUCCUGAAGCAGAUGUCCUAACGUCCAGUGAUCAAGUUGUACCAACAGUAGCUGAUGACAGGCUGGACAUCUGGCAACAAGUUGGUGCUGCCUAUAAUAUUGGAAUUUUCCACUGGCGGCCAACAGACCCUGCUAAAAAAUUGGCUAAAGAAUGGAAAGAAAUGCUUCUAGCUGAUGACAAGAUAUGGGACCAGAAUGGGUUUAAUGAUCUUGUACGGAAGCAGUUAGGACCAGCUGUAGAUGGGGAAAGUGAACUCGUAUAUGCUUAUGAUGGAAGUCUCAAGCUAGGAAUUUUGCCUGCGAGUAUAUUUUGUAGUGGGCAUACAUAUUUUGUCCAGGCCAUGUACCAGCAAUUGAGGUUGGAGCCAUAUGCAGUGCAUACAACCUUCCAGUAUGCGGGUACUGAUGGAAAGCGCCACCGACUACGUGAAGGAAUGGUUUUCUUUGACCCGCCUGAAUACUAUGAUGCACCAGGGGGGUUUUUGACUUUUAAGCCAUCUAUUCCUAAGAACUUGUUACUCGAGGGGCCGCAUACUGUUGAAUCACAUUUUACUCUUGUUAAUUACCAAAUAAAACAAAUUAGGAUGGCCCUUGCUAUUGCUUCCGUGUUAAAUCGAACUCUGGUCAUGCCUCCACUAUGGUGCAGGUUGGACAGGCUGUGGUUUCCCCACCCUGGAGUUCUUGAGGGAUCUUUGACUAGACAGCCUUUUCUUUGCCCUCUUGACCAUGUAUUUGAGGUAAAUAUCAUGCUCAAGGAGCUGCCAGUUGAAGAAUUCGGGCCCCAGAUCAAUAUUAGAGAGUACUCAUUCUUUGACAAUCCAUUGAUGCCAAAACAGGUGAAAGAUUCAUGGCUUGAAGUCCAGCUUUGUCAGGAAGGAAUCCGAGACUGUCUGGCAUCAAAUAAUACAAGCCCAUCAGGAGUUCUCAGAUUUCCAAAGAGAAGCAGUGAAGAGACGUUUAAGACAGUAUUUUCCUCAUUCAAAGAUGUCAAAGUUAUCAAGUUUUCAUCUAUGCAAGAUGCCUUCCUUGGUUUUGCUGACAAGAUAAGGGAAGAGAGAUUCAGGAAUCGUGUGAAGCGAUAUGUUGGUAUAUGGUGUUGUGUAGCUGAACAAACUCCUGGCCACAUAUAUUAUGACAUGUACUGGGAUGAGAAACCAGGUUGGAAACCUCUCCCACCUCAAACCCCGCAAGAUGACCACCCGCCACCAUGAUAACCUCGCUACAGUAUAUAUUAUCAAAGAAAAUAGAAGCACAUCAUAUGGUGGGGAAAUACAGAGAAGCAUUUUACAACCGGAUUAGUUCCUGAUUAACUUAUUGUCAUUGAAAUGAACAAAGAGGACUGCAUCCAUGAUAUGCACAUGGAAGAGGCUGUUAUCCAUAUCAAGAAUGUAAUUUUGAUGGUGAGAGACGAUUAUGUGUUGUAUCAGUAAUCUCUUUUUAUGUGUUGUAUCAAUAUGUCCACAUCUCACAGAAUAGAACCAUAAUCUUUUGACGCAUUUCAUAUGCUAGGAGAACCCAAAAGACAAACACAUGUAUGCUACUUGGCUUCUACGUAGCAAAAAGAUGUCAUUUUCUCUUUCUU